Messenger RNA from Chelmon rostratus (copperband butterflyfish), 4258 nucleotides. RefSeq names its product BTG3 associated nuclear protein. The coding region runs from base 149 to 1675 and encodes 508 amino acids. The record is from RefSeq and is a predicted model, not a curated record. The transcript is spliced from 13 exons. Lineage: Eukaryota; Metazoa; Chordata; Actinopteri; Chaetodontiformes; Chaetodontidae. Gene Ontology annotation, molecular function: DNA binding. Gene Ontology annotation, biological process: negative regulation of protein catabolic process; protein localization to nucleus.
UGUGGAGCUACGACUCGGCUUCUCCGAGUGAGUGAAGCCUCCAUGUGAGGAACACACGAAGGCGAGCGCUCAUCUCUCGCGAGGAACGACGCCGUUAUCGGAAUCUCUACAAACAACACGAGAAUUCAUCAUUCACACGCUGUGAACAAUGGCUGAACAAGAGUUGGAUGAAAUUGUACAAAUAACAGUGGAGGACUUUAAUCAGGAAGACCAUACAGACGUGCUGGACAAUCAUGAAGAUGAUGAAGAAAGGCCUCAGAAGAAAAAGAGGAAGUUAAGCAGCAGUCAGGAGAAUAACAACAAUAACCAAGACAUAUCUUUUAUCAAGAACCUGUUGGUCUCAUUCACUGCAUCAAUCACCCAGCGAUUGGAGGGAAUUGAAUCAAAGUUACAGGCUCUGGACGCUACAUGCAAAGCCCUUAAACGCAAACUAGACAGCAUGGUUCCCUGUGCCAAGAGUCCUAUCCAGGUUCCUAUGGUUGCAGGGUCUCCCCAGGGGGCCACCCAAACUUGGAACAAAGUUCGAUGUGUUGUUCCACAAACAAAUGUGAUAGUAAGCAGUGAAAACCCGAAAGGCCCUAGCCAAGAAGACACCCCUCUGGAGAACCUGCUCAGCAACACAGUGACCAGGAGGCGGCAGAACACAAUUCUGGUAAAAGUGCCAGGCCCUGAAGAGAGUCAGGAAGAACAAGAGAGUGGCUCAGAGGCCAGUGACUCUGUUUCUAAUGGGGGCCAUUCAGGCAAUGCGCAAAAUGGCCAAAACGUGACGCUCAUCACACUCAAUUCUGAAGAUGAUUACCCAGCGGGCACCUGGUUGGGAGAUGAGAACAACCCAGAGAUGCGAGUUCGUUGCCCAGUGUCUCCAGCUGACAUGCUCCAUAUCACCACAAACUGCCGCACAGCAGAGAAAAUGGCACUGACGCUGUUGGACUACCUGUUCCAUCGGGAAAUCCAGGCCAUGUCAAACCUUUCUGGCCAGGGCAAACAUGGCAAGAAGCAGCUGGACCCGCUCAUGAUCUAUGGCAUUCGCUGCCACUUGUUCCACAAAUUUGGUAUCACUGAAUCAGACUGGUACCGCAUCAAGCAAAGCAUCGACUCCAAAUGUCGCACCGCCUGGAGACGCAAGCAGCGUGGCCAGAGUCUGGCUGUCAAGAGCUUCUCCAAACGCACACCUCGCAGCUCAGGUGCAGAGGGAGGCAUGGCAGAAGAAGCAGCCCACAUUGAGACUGCCACCCAGCAGACCUUGCACUACACACUGGCCAAUCAGCAGGUCCAGUUCCACCGUAUUGGCGAGGAUGGACAAGUUCAGGUGAUUCCACAGGGUCAGCUGCACAUUGCCCAGGUGCCACAAGGAGAGGAGGUGCAGAUCACACAGGACAGUGAGGGAAACCUCCAGAUCCACCAGGUACACGUUGGUCAGGAUGGACAGGUGCUGCGUGGGGCUCAGCUCAUAGCGGUGGCGUCAGCUGAUGGCGGGGCCACAGCAGUAGAGGGCUCCCCCCUUCCCCCUGACAUCCAAGUGCAGUACGUCCAACUAGCCCCCGUCGCAGAUCACACAGCCGCUGUACAGGCUGCAGAGCUGGCCCCGGCCCUGCAGAUGGACAUGGAGGUGAAAGAGGCCAUCCAGGGUGCCAUCAAGGGAGAGAACGGCGAGGUGGUCCAGAUCGUCACCUGACGAGUCUCAGUGGAACAUCAGAGGUCAACAAACGCAUAUAGUCUGACAAGCAAUCAAGUCAGAAAGCCUUUUUUAACAAAUACUGAAGGUCACUGAUGAAACACAGGGAAGAAGCAUUUUUCUGUUUUGGGUUUUUUUUUCUUUGCCUGCAAACAGCUCAAUUCAUUGCCAACCAGAUGUCGCAAUGUGGAAAUGUUCACAGAGAACUUGAAAAGACAAUGAUACUCCAAAAUCAACUGUGGUCCUAUUGGUGUUUUCAUCACCAGAAGGACCUGGCCCACCUCAGAAUACACACUGGGAUUAGUGUCUAUCCCGGAGGAUGCUGCUUAUGCAGACCAUCACCCUGCCACUUCAUCAGCACAUAUGGUUGUUUUCAUCAACUUUGGAAAAUAGUGGAGUUAUUUGGACUUAAUCCGCUUGGCUAACCCCGAAAACCCCCAUGAGGUUGUUUAAAACCCCUGAAUCCCACCUCAAACAACCAGUACCGUGCUCCUGUUCUCGUCGUCUCUUGUCACAGUGGACUGCCGUGGAAAGUAGAUUUAGCUGAGGACAGCUACUCUUGGUUGUGAUUAAUUAGGUUUCCUGUCACUCUCCGUAAUUCGGUCUGCGCUACGUCUCCCUCCUUUACUUCGCUCAGCUUGUUUUCAUAUUGCUUUAGCCGCACAGCCUUGUUUAUUUGUUUGAUUUAUCUAUUUGUAACAAGCUGAAAUUUUGGGGGAGCUUUAAUUUUGAAGGUAAAGACCAUGAAAUAGAAGAGAUGGUGCCAGUGGUAGACAGUACAAGUGGUUUGUAGACUACCAAGGAAACCCUGAAGUUGUUUAUUUCCCCUAGGUUUUUUUUUCUGUGAAAGAUACAUUCAUGAGAAUAAAACAUGUUUGUGGUUGCCAUAAAAAUGUGUUUUUAUUUUGGUUUCUUCCAUGGUCAUCAAACUGGCUUCAAAGAUUUCCAAAACAUGACUGCUUUCAUCCACUCCAAAUCGACAGUUGAAGAGAGCGUAAAAUGAUAGUUUGGUUUUGAGGUCUUGUUUCAAGUUAAGCUGAUUUAUUUACUAUUUUUGAAGUAAAUAUGUAUCUUGUCAACUUCAGUAACCAUAGGAUUCGGCUACUGUACUGUCAGCAAUCCUGACAAGAUGAACAGAAAAAAUGAGCUUUGACUUAGCCUCAACAAGGUUUUUGUCAAAAGACUGUAAUUAAUAUGUUGGCCUCAUUAUAACAGUUUCUGAACUUUAAUUACAUUUCUUCAGAAUCCACUUUGUCCCCACUCCAUGGUUCUGUUUUUCUGUCAGUAAGGACAGAGAAUGUGUUGUGUUGGAGUGUUGCUCUGUUAAUGAUGAAUAUCUCUGCAGUCAGCAAUAAAAGAGAUAAGCUAGACACUCUGAGGCUGUGUGUUGGUUUGGGGAAGUUUCCCAUGCUCAGUGUGAUGUAAUAGUGUAUUUUGGAGUGUAGGAAAGAACCAGGCGACAAAAUGAACUUGAUAAAACAACAUCCAUGGUCUUGGCUGCUUCCUCUUGUUUCCUUUCAGUCUGUUGUUGCUGUCUCUGACCCCCUUUCCACCGCCUCUUCAUCUUGUCCAUUCCCCUCAUUGACUCUCCUACUUAUUCCUCUUCUCCCACUCAAUUUGUGUUCUCCCCUUUCUCCUUUGGAAGCUGUGUUCAAGUCCAUUUACUCCUCCUUUAAAUGAUCCACUAAGAUGGGCUAAUAUUUAAUGGGAUAGACUGGUGGAUCCAUCCCUUCUGAAAUAAUUGUGGUGUUGCUGAGUUCAAAUGUUGGCUUGGACAACAGUGUCUCCCCCCCAGUGAACCCUCCAUUAAAUCUAGAGCUUGGAAGGGAACAGACCCUGCUCGUAAGCCUUUUUCUCUUCACUUUUACAACCCUGGGCUCCAUCCAGGAGCUGGAGUGGUUACCAUAGCGACGGCCCCUCUCUCAGCCUGCCCCUAAGAUAACCUGCUGAAAACAGAAAUGAAUGAUAGAUGGUGAGAUGAGAUUGUUUGGAAGCAGAAUGCAUGUCUGUGUAGAGGGAGAGGAGUGAUGGACAGAGACCAGGCGGUCCUUCUCUCAGCAGCUCUGUGUUCUCCUGCGAUGAUGGCGGCUCUGCUGGCAUCUGCUACAACAUGCAAGUACCAACCUCUGCUGCUCGCCCCUGGCUUUUACUUUGGCUGCGUAUCUGCUUCUCCUGCUCAAACUUUUAACAAGGCCGGAGGCGUUAUCUGAGGAUGUGUAAAGAUGAGUGAGCAUAUUUGUUGGAGCGAAAAUGUCCAAACACGAUGUGUCUCCAGGAUCAUAAAUCAGCAACUGUUAAUCUUGGGGAAACAAAGCUCCCCACAGCCAGAAUUUCUCUGUCUCGCGCCAGCGGACAGAUUACACCAGAACAGCAAUGUCACAGUUUAUUCACUGUUUUAUUUUUUAUUUCUCGCUUGCUGAAUAUUCCAGAAGAUCACAAACAACAAACACAGAAUGUUAUAUUUUGUAGAAAUUAAAUUAUCGGGCUUCUGGAUGUUUAUAUGUGUGGCUCUGUUCUUGAAUUACAGAGCAGCUUAGUCAAUACUUUAACUGCCCUUUAAUUUGCUCAGAUGAAAGAUGACAA